Messenger RNA from Oppiella nova, 2063 nucleotides. The record is from the annotation of a GenBank genome assembly. Lineage: Eukaryota; Metazoa; Arthropoda; Arachnida; Sarcoptiformes; Oppiidae.
GUGUGACAUGAAGGUAUAAAAGUGGUGAAUGUUGUGGACGUAAUGGAUGAGUGUUGGCUAAGUUUGCACUUUAAAUGAUUGUAUGUUUAUUGAUAUUAUUUACAAUAUUUGUUGUUCAAAGUGAAGGCAAUUAAAGCAAACAACUAAUGAAUUAGAGGACUAAUUGUUGUGCAAAAGGCUACACUUGAAUGCAUUAAUUGUCACUUUUAUGGUGAAUAGUUGAUUGAUUGCAUCGAUUGGAGGGAACAGUAGUGUUGAGGAAUGGGAGGAGCGGUGAGUGCGGGUGAGGACAACGACGAGUUGGUGGACAACUUGGUUGAAGCCGAUUAUAUCAAGUCUCUGCACAUCGAGGGUAUAUUCAGGGCCGUCGAUAGGGCCCAGUAUUACGCCGACGGGUGCUCUGAGAAUGCCUACCGAGACCUGGCCUGGAAACACGGCAACCUUCACCUAUCAGCGCCGUGUAUUUACUCGGAAGUGAUGGAAGCGCUGAAUCUAGAGCCGGGCCUAUCUUUCCUGAAUCUGGGCAGUGGGACGGGAUAUCUGAGUACAAUGGUUGGCCUUAUUCUGGGUCCUUAUGGUGUGAGUCAUGGCGUGGAACUACACGAAGAUGUGGUCGAAUACGCCAACGAAAAGCUAAACAAAUUUCGAUUGACUUCUCCGGCUGUCGACAAAUACGAGUUUUGCGAACCGAAGUUCAGAGUCGGGAACUGUUUGCUCAUUGACACGACAUCCGUCAGACAAUACGAUAGAGUCUAUUGCGGCGCCUCAUGUCCUCCCGAACACGAGAACUAUAUGAAGAAUCUGAUUAAAGUCGGAGGGAUUCUGAUUAUGCCAUUGAAUGAGCAUUUGCUUCAAAUACGCCGAACUUCAGAAACGUCGUGGACUGUCAAGUCUGUACUUCCCGUCUCCUUUGCACCAUUGGUUACUCCCACACAAAACAGUGCUCUAAACACUGUUAAAUUGCCUGAUUUGGAAUCACUAUCUCUUAAAGAGAUCUGUCGGUCAGUAAUUAGGACUCAAUUACGAAAGAGAGCCGAAGCAGAGCACCCGUCGAUUACAUUGAAAAAUGCCUCAAAAAGUAGACAAACGCCGAGAAAGAAUAGAAGCGCCGAUUCCAGCGGUAGAGCCAGACGUCCUCCGCGAAGAUGUAAUCGUCGCGUAAUUAUUCCCAUUUUCGAAGAAAACGAUGUCAUGAGUGAUGACACAAAUAGCACUUCAAAUCAAAGACAUACAAAUGGAGACAACUCUAGCGACUCCUUCUCGAGUCGUGUGGUGGCGGCCGCCGCGUCCUCCCUGUCGGCUGUGUUUCAACAAGUAGUCAAUAAUCACGAAUCGGAUCACAACACGAGUGAUAUUUCUGAGUCAAAAGUGCGAAAUGAAGCACAAGAACCAAAUGAUGCAAAUGAUAGCAGAGUUGAUGAUAGGAAUUGUGUUGACAUGUAUUUGGAGGACAGCGACGAACAGGACAUGAGUGCAACCAAUGAGCGCUCAAAAAGGAACGAUGAAGAGGACAAUCCGUCCACUCAUUCGUCGAAUGGUAUCAAUUCGGGUCCCAAAGCUUCAAACUCUUCGAACUCAUCGCCCAAAUAUCCUCUAAACCGGAUCCGUCGCGCGACUGGACUCAUAUUCAAACGCAUAGCUCUGGCAAACUUGGACUCAGACUCGGAUACAAGUAGUUGUGAUCACGAAAUGGUGAGUACGGUAUCCAAUGACGACACCAAAGCUGAGGAUCCGGAUGAGGAUAAUAAGAAAAGGGAUGUGGAGGAGGAUAGAGAAAGUUAUUCAUAUUUGAUGCGACAAAGCAUUAAUGCAUUACCGCUUCCUUUGGUUUUGAAAUCGUAUUUGAAUUUUCAUCGAAACUUAUAAGUGCUUCGUUUGAAUCCCUAUCAAUUGGAAAUACCCUCAAAAGUAUUACUAAUGAAAAUUCACUGCAUUCUUAUUAAUUAUACGCUUAACUCUCUUUUUUGUGACAAUUUUUCUCGACUUGUGUUUUGAUUGGUUGUAAAGAUUAUAUAUAUAAUUAUCUUAUAUUACAAUAAAUGUACAAAAUUUAGUUCAUAAAA